Molecule: messenger RNA, 2331 nt
Organism: Fraxinus pennsylvanica
Lineage: Eukaryota; Viridiplantae; Streptophyta; Magnoliopsida; Lamiales; Oleaceae
Source: the annotation of a GenBank genome assembly
AUGUCAGGAAUGAUGCAGGAGCAGAAUUUGGAGAAGCAGAUAGGGAAACAAAUGGGUUGUAUGGCAGGUUUUCUUCAUCUCUUUGACUGUCACCACAUUUUGACGGGAAAACGCCUCUACUCCACCACCAAACGCCUCCCACCAUCCACGGCUGUUGAUUCUUCGCCGAAGCAAGAAAAAUCGGCUGGUUCGUCGCCAGCAUUAUCGAGGGAGUCGAAAAAUCCGGUUGUACCAGUGGCGGAGGUCCGAUCACCUGCGGCAGCGACGGAGUUACCGCCUAAAUCACCACUUACACUCCCUGUGUUUGAAUUGAAAGAAGGUUCUAAGUCCUCAUGGAAAUUCUGUAAAGAGACCGCGAGGCUGUCACUGGACAGCAGAGCCACUACUGACGCGAAAGGCAGUCUGCAUCCAAGAGAGAUCCGCACAAAUGCAUCCAUUCUAUCUCCGGUGAAUACAGAUAAUGGAGCCGCCGGUGGCCAUCAGCACCGGUCUCGAAGUGUCAUUGCCAGACUCAUGGGGCUGGAGCCCCUAUCAAAUUCGUCAAAUCCAGAGCCUGAGAAAAAAGUGGAGCUACGAAGAUCUAAUUCGGAAUCGAGAGUCCAAAUCGAUGGCAAAUUUUUUCACUUCAAACCGCCAAAUCAGGCCCAUUCCAUUGUGCAGGACAAUGCGGUGUUUGAGACUCCACGUCAUGCAGAUCCAAUCAGGUAUUCAUUCAAGAGUAAGAAAACUGAACAGCCUAAAGACUUGAUUAGAGAGGUGAAUUUAUCGCCAUGGAAAACUCCGACUCCCCGCAAAGGUUUCUUCGACUCGACGGACAUUUUUCCCGAGCCAAAGCGGACGAUUUCAAUCGAAGGAGAGAUUGAGAAGAGAUUAAGGAUGAGAGGAAUCGACGAGACUUCUAAAGAUUUGGAAACGUUGAAACAAAUUCUUGAGGCUCUGCAACUCAAAGGACUCCUCCAUUCUAAGAAGCUUUCGGAGCAAAAUCAACUCAGUUAUCGGAACUUCGUCUAUAAUGAGUCUCCAUUAACUAAGCCUUCGAGAUCAACACCAGUGUAUCACAUCAACCGAAGAAUGGGGAAUAAUACUUCGCCAUUGAGUUAUAGAAAUCAAGCGAGACGAAAUCUCAACCUUGCAGGGCGAGAGCACAAUGUAGGAAGUCCAACUAGAACUACAAGAAACUCGAGCUCGCCGACGAGGAGUGAGAGUAAUGGAGGUGUGAGGCGUUCAAAUUCACCUGUCAAACCUCGGCCACUGAGCGUUGAAACUCAUCGGAGAGUGAAGGAAUCACCGGAAAACCGAAGAGUCUCUCCCAUUCAGUCACCGAAGCUCACUACACGGAGAACCGGACCGGAUCCAACGGUCACGAUCCAAUCACCAAGGAACAAGAAACCAAUAACCGAGAUUCAUCAAACGGAGAAGAUCACAACCAUCGUUGUUACCGAAGAUGAAUCGUCCUCCAUUUCUGAAAGCACCGUCAGUACAUCUCUUCCUACCGAUAAGGAGAUGUCGAAAAUGGAGGAUUACAAAGAAGGGAAGAGUUUGUUGGAGAGGUGUGAUAAGCUACUUAACAGCAUUGCAGAAAUUACUACAACCGAUUUGCAACCGAGUCCAGUGUCCGUCCUUGAUUCAUCAUUCUACAGAGACGAGCCGUCUCCUUCACCAAUCGCGACAAAACGAAGCAUCAACUUCAAAGAUCAACAAGGUGAAUCGGAAGAAGAUAUUUGGAGCCCGGAUAUUUCACCAAUUCAGUCGAAAUGCAAAGUUAUAUCAGAAGAAUCUGAUUUGUUCUAUAUUUCAGACAUCCUCAGAGCUUCCCAGUUCCUCCCUGAGGACUCUGAUAUCUUUCUAUUACUAGAGAAGCAACAGUAUCUCAAUGGAAAAGACACGUCCAAAGUUUCGAGACUUCAAAGGAAGCUCGUUUUUGACACGAUCGGUGAAAUUCUUGGCCGGGACAGGCAGUUGCCUCCAUGGAAGGCAGUUUCUUGGACGAAUAUUAGUAUUGAACAGCCCUCCCUCGAAAAGAUUUGGUCAGAAUUCCAGACAAUCCGGGAGCAUGAAUGUACUGGUGACUUGUUAGAUAUCAUAUGUGGCGUUCUAAAGAAGGACCUAGCCAGGGAUACCAUUAAUGGUUGGGAAGAUUGUCCGGUCGAGAUGUCCGAAGCCGUUUUGGACAUCGAACGACUUGUUUUCAAGGAUUUGAUUGGCGAAACAAUUCAAGAUCUCGCAACAUUGGUCGAGGGACAAACUGUCUCUUUCUCCGAGGAUUCAAUUCAAUUUCUCCUUCUGAAGUCCAAAUCCCCCGAGUUGUGUUCCAUUAAUAUUUUUGGAUAA